Erigeron canadensis is the source of this 1923-nucleotide messenger RNA. Its product is annotated as disease resistance protein Roq1-like. The record is from RefSeq and is a predicted model, not a curated record. Lineage: Eukaryota; Viridiplantae; Streptophyta; Magnoliopsida; Asterales; Asteraceae. The coding region runs from base 1 to 1923 and encodes 640 amino acids. Gene Ontology annotation, molecular function: ADP binding. Gene Ontology annotation, biological process: defense response. The transcript has 5 exons.
AUGCCUCAGGGAGUGAUGAACUUGAAGGAUACUGACAGGCAUGAAUCAAAAGUUAUCAAAAAGAUUGUUAGUAAAAUUCAAGAUAGAUUGUAUCCCUUGAAGUCAGAUGUUGAUGAAGAGCUUGUUGGAAUGCGAGAGCGCAUGCAAGAUUUGGUAUCACAAUUAGAAAUUGGGAUGGGUGGUGUGCGGAUGGUUGGGAUAUGGGGAAUUGGCGGCAGUGGUAAGACUACUCUCGCAUCUUCUGUUUAUACAGAAUUCUCUCACCGUUUUGAAGGUCAUUGCUUUAUUUCCCAUAUUCGUGAGAAAAGUAAACAUGGUCUAGAAACCCUGCAACAAAAAUUUCUAUCGACCCUUUUGAAAAGAAAAGUAGAAGUGGAGAAUGUUCAACAAGGAAAACACAUAAUAAAGAGUAGGUUAUGUAACACUAAAGUGUUGGUAAUUCUCGAUGAUGUCGAUUAUCUAGGCCAAUUACAGGCAUUAGUUGGAUCGCCUAAAUGGUUUGGAAGUGGGAGCCGAAUAAUAGUCACAACUAGAGAUAAACAUUUGCUAAGAACUCACAGGGUAGAUCACGUCUCCUCCGUUAAAUUAUUAUCUGAUGAAGAGGCUAUCUUGCUAUUUUAUAAGCAUGCUUAUAAUGAAACAGAGCCUCUAAAAGAUUAUGAGAAACUUUCAUCCCGUGUGGUUUCUUAUGCAGCCGGGCUGCCAUUAGCACUUAAUGUAUUAGGUUCUUUUCUAUAUGACAAAGACAAUGAGGAGUGGGUAAGUACCUUGGCCAAGUUAGAAGAUAUCCCGAAUAUCCAGGUCAUGGAUAUACUAAGAAUUAGUUAUGAUGCACUUGACACUCUCCAGAAAGAGUUAUUCUUGCAUAUUGCUUGUUUCUUCAGGUGGGAAAGCAUAGAUGAUGCAAUGGAGAUACUUGAUGCUUGUGGCUUUCACCCUAAAAUAGAAAUAGAAGUGCUAAGACAAAAAGCGCUCAUAACUACUACUGAUGAUAAGUUUGAUAUGCACGAUUUGGUUCAAGAAUUGGGACUAUACAUUGUUAGAGGAGAACAUCCCAAGAAUCCUGAAAAGCAUAGCAGAGUGUGGAAUAAUGAAGAAAUCAGUAACAUGUGUUAUGGGAAUUCAACAACGGAAAAUGACAAGAUUGAAGCAAUGCGAUAUAAUGUAGCGAUACGAUAUCAUAGUCAUUCCUCACGGUUACUUAAAUUAAUUUCAAACUUGAAGAAACUAAGGUGGCUUAGUGUGGUUUUGUACCUUGACGAUUACAGGGACAAGCACACUGAAGGGCCUUCUUUUCUCUCAAAUGAGUUGAGGUAUUUGUAUUGGGAAAGGUAUCCGGCAAGUCCAUUCCCAUUUAGCUUCCAACCAAUGAAGCUUGUUGUUUUAAAAUUGCAUUACAGCUUGCAAAAGGAACUUUGGAAAGGUUGCAAGUGUGUACCACAUCUGAAAGUGCUUCAACUCUGUAUGAUGAUCAACCUACUCAGCACACCAGAUUUUGAUGGCCUACCGUAUCUUGAAACGUUAGUACUCCGAUUUUGUGACAAGUUAAAGGAGAUUCACCCAUCACUUGGACAUCAUACUAGUCUUGAAUAUGUUAGUGUAAGAUCUUGUAAGAAGCUUAGAAUGUUCCCAAUGAUUGUCCAGAUGAAAAAUCUCAAGACCCUUGAAAUAGAGAAUUGCUAUUCGAUUCUUGAGUUGCCAACGAUCCAAUCAAACAUGGAAAGCUUGGUAAGGUUUUCUAUGAAUAGGAUUGAGAAAAGAGUUCUGCCCUCAUCAGUUGGAGAACUACGGUAUACACAACUUCAGAUGAAUCUGAGUAGCUUGCGAAAGUUGGAUCUCAGUGGCUGGGGUUUGAAAGAUGGAGAAAUUCCAUAUGAUAUUGCUCCCAUCAAGCAUAUCUGUUCUCAAAGUAGACUAUUGUGA